This is a messenger RNA of Sphaeramia orbicularis (orbiculate cardinalfish), 1435 nucleotides long. RefSeq names its product transmembrane protein 42-like. Lineage: Eukaryota; Metazoa; Chordata; Actinopteri; Kurtiformes; Apogonidae. Bases 40 to 528 code for a protein of 162 amino acids. The record is from RefSeq and is a predicted model, not a curated record. The transcript has 3 exons.
UUUAUUUUGAUGUGACAUUUGUCUCUAAGUGUCCUGUGAAUGAAGCGUGUUUCAGCCUCUGCAGGUAUGAUUUCUGGCUCUUUUUACGCGUUAUUAGCGGGGUUUAUGGGAGCUACAGCCUCUUUGUGCGCCAAACUAUCCCUCGGUGCGGAUUAUCUGAAAGAGAUAUGUGAGUCUGGGCUGAAAAACGGCGACGACUGGAGAGAAACAGGCGGAGGAAAGUCCACCUGUGACUGGCUCCACCUCCCUCUCCGUCUGCUUUGUGGAGCUCUGCUGUUCGCCUGUAAUGCCGUCAUGUGGACGUUCUUCUCCAAAGCUCUGAGACACUGUUCCUCCUCAGCCAGAGCCACCGUCACCACCACAGCGUCCAACUUCAUCUCCUCUGCCGUCUUUGGCAGACUCAUGUUUGGGGAGCUUCAUGCCGCUCUGUGGUGGGUGGGCAUCUCUCUCACUCUGUGUGGGCUGCUGCUGCUUCAUGGAUCCACGCCUCAAACUCAGCCACUAGAGGGCGACAAAAAGGACAAUUGACAUCUGUUACCUGGUGGAAGAUUUCCUCAAACCAUGGACGCUCUGGAGUUUUGAAGACACUUUGGUAACUCAGUCUUACUGUUAAGUGCAAUUCACAGAUGAUUAUUCAGCACCAGCAGCUGAACAGAGCAGUCUGAAACUAAAAACUAAAUGCACUUUGUUUUUUGAGAUCUCCUUCAUUCUGUUUUCCUUCAGUCCGAGUGAAUCUGAAGCCUUUAGAACUGAACACGUUUCCUAAAUGAAAACUGAAUCCACAUACAAACAGGAGACGCUGUUGUGUUUAUUUUUGGAUGAUGAACAAAACGGUUCUCAUGCCAACAGUCUGCCACGUCAUGGUUACACAACCCACUGGAGCGUGAUUGUGUGAGUGAAAAGCAAGAAUAACACAAGGUUAUUUAUGUAAUUUAUUGUUCCUGAAUGACAGGAACUUAUCUUUGAGACUCGAUGAGGAAACUUUUCCGUGGAAGUUUGUGGCUGAUUUUAAUGUUACGUCUACCAGUGCUGUAGUAUUCGAGACCGGACUCGAGACCAGUUUCUGCUUUCUGGGUCUGGUCUUGGACUUGACCCUUCAAGGACUCGGUCUUGACUUGGUCUUGGACCCCAGUGGGAGGAGAAGGACUCGUAAUUUCAGAGCGAGUCCUCGAGACCAACAGAUUUUUUUACAUUCAUGUUUGCAACAAAAAAAAAAAUCCAAAUAUCCAUCAUUACAAAUAAAUUUUGAUAAUAAAAAAAAAACAUAUGGAAUGUUGACGGGCAUUAUUUGAAAAGUACGUGCCAUGAUGCAAUGCAAAGAUUCUGUGUUCAGUGAGUGUCAGUGACUUCAGCUGCUGAGACAAGAUGAGUGACGGGUCAAAACGGACUUGGUUUCAUGGUGGCAGCCUCGUCCCCAUCACUGUCUACAUUUACU